This is a messenger RNA of Heterostelium album PN500, 1155 nucleotides long. It is a transcript of the gene prlA, whose product is annotated as proliferation associated protein. The transcript is spliced from 2 exons. Lineage: Eukaryota; Evosea; Eumycetozoa; Acytosteliales; Acytosteliaceae. The coding region runs from base 1 to 1155 and encodes 384 amino acids. The record is from RefSeq and is a predicted model, not a curated record.
AUGUCAAAGAUGCAACACGAUCACCACUCUGAAGACGAAGAUGAAAACAUCGUUGAAGAUCUUACUUCACCAUGGGUUGUAACCUGUUACCAAUCCGCUGCCCUCAUUGCCAACAAGGCUUUGAAGGAAGUUAUUGCCAAGUGUGUUGAAGGUGCAGUCAUUGUCGAUGUUUGUGCUGCUGGUGACGAUUUCAUUGAGAAGGAAGUUGCCAAGACUUUCAAUAAACGUAAGGGUUUGGAGAAGGGUAUUGCUUUCCCAACCUCUGUCUCUGUUAACAAUUGCGUCGGUCAUUUCUCUCCACUUAAGGGAGACACCCGUACCUUGAAGAACGGUGAUGUUGCCAAGAUCGACCUUGGUGUCCACAUCGACGGUUACAUCUCACUCGGUGCCUUCACCGUCAUCGUUGGUGGUGCCGCCGCUCCACUCACCGGAAAGGCUGCCGACGCCAUCUGCGCCGCUCACUUUGCUUUGGAGUGCGCUCUCCGUUUGAUCAAGAAGGGUAACAAGGCAUCGGACGUCACCGAUUGCAUCACCAAGAUUUGCGACACCUUCCACGUCAAUGCCGUCCAAGGUAUCCUCUCACACGACUUGAAGCGUUUCCUUUUGGACGGUGACAAGGUCAUCUUCAACAAGAUGCCAGUCGGUCAAAAGAUUGAGGACGCUGUCUUUGAGGAGAACGAAGUCUACUGCAUCGACAUUGUUGUCUCCACCGCCGAGGGUAAGGUCAGAGAGCUCAACGACCGUACCACCAUCUUCAAGCGUGACGUCAACCAAAACUACAAUCUCAAGUUGAAGUCUGCUCGUGAGUUUAUCCAAGAGGUCAACACCCGUUUCCCAGCCUUGCCAUUCUCCCUCCGUGCCGUCUCUGACGAAAAGAAGGCCAAGUUGGGUCUCUCUGAGUGUCUCACUCACCAAAUGCUCAAUGCUUUCCCAGUUCUCUACGAAAAGGACGGUGAAUUCGUUGUCCAAUUCAAGACCACCGUUCUCUUGUUGCCAUCCGGUAACCAAAAGUUGACCUGCACAGACAUCCCACUCCCACACGUCAACUCUGCCUACUCACUCGAUGAAGUCACCAAGGAAAUCGCCACCAGACCAUUGAAGAGAGAGAAGAAGGCUGCCGCCAAGACCUCAAACGCCAUGGAUACCACCAACUAA